AUGUCGACUCAAUCGCACACCCCGUUACCCCAGGCUGGGAAGCUUGUAAGCGUGGUGUCAGUUCUGGACAAGCCCCUGAACCUCAUGGAACUGCCAAUGCUAAUAGGUCUUGAAUAUUGCAGUCCCGUUGGCCUGAAAGAAGCCGCUCUCGACUCUCCGACCUUCCGCGCUACCACCCUCCACUUCUGCGACCAGAUCGACUUUAUCGAGAAAUGGCUAGACGGAUAUGCGAGAGCUGCAACCAAACUUUCCUCGGAGCUGCUGACUCUUGAAAGUGUCGUCAGUGGCUUCCUGUCCUACUCCACUCACCCCCUGGUUGUCUCCGAGGCUAUCGUGGACCAUGACUACGCAUUACUGGCGAUGAGGAGGAAUGGGGAGAGUUCGAAAGAUCUGUGGCAUGGCUUGGUGGCCACGAUCAAGAAAAUGGAGUCAAUGAUCGCCGAGCCGAUCCGAGUCUUCAUGCAGGAAGAUCUACGACAAUUCAAGGACAUUCGCCGCACAUUUGAACACGCACAAAAACAAUUCGACUAUGUACACGCGCGGUACGCCUCCCAGUCGAAGUCAAAGGAUACAUCUACACUGAGGGAAGAAGCGUUUCAGCUUCACGAGGCUCGCAAGGCGUAUCUGAAGGCCUCCAUGGACUUCUCUGUCCAGGGUCCCUCAAUUCGAAAUGCCCUAGAUCGCCUUCUUGUUCGAAUCUCUUUUGAUCAAUGGCGAGAGAUGCGGGGAUUCCACAAUAACAAUGCCGCAACCUUUUCCAAGUGGGCGCAUGAGAUGGACCGUAUCAAAGGGUGGAUCCACGAGAUGGAAGGAAGCGAUAGAUCCUCCAAACGGGAGCUUCUCUCCACAAGAAAGCAGAUUGAAGAAGCCGCGGAACUUGUUGCCCGGCCUUCCCGGGAGCUGGAGGAUUAUGCCAUUUCCACUGUGCCUUACCUUGGCUCUCGUCCCCUCUCAACUCUUAACAUGAGCAAGGAAGCUAGGCCAGAGAAACAGGGCUGGCUUGGCCUGCGGACCCUCUCUGGCAAACCCGCCCGCACGGUUUGGGUGAGGCGCUGGGCCUUUUUGAAACACGGUAUCUUUGGGUGUCUAGUCCAGGGUGCCCGUACUGGCGGCGUCGAAGAAAGUGAACGUAUCGGCGUGCUACUUUGCAGUGUUCGUCCUGCUUUCCAGGAAGAGCGACGUUUCUGCUUCCAAGUGAAGACUAAGAAUAGCAGCAUCAUCUUGCAAGCUGAAACCCAAAAGGAGCUAAUGGAUUGGAUUGGCGCUUUUGAGGCUGCUAAGCAAAAAGCCCUUGACAAUCCAAGCAGCACUGACCUGUCCGUAUCUGGAAAGAUGACCAUACAAGAUCCUGCAUUUGCGAUCUCACAGCCUCCUGCCCCCGAGUUUACUGCGGAUUCUAGUGAUUCUCUAACACCGCAUCCUAAUGACGAACAAAGUUCUACAGAUCGCAGUGCGACUCUGCCAGUUCCAGACCGAGAUGGGAUUGCGUUCAGGGCCAGUACUGAGGUGGGUGGUCGGCGACUCACGGGCCAUGAUGCCGAAGGCUCCACGAGAGCACACAUCAUCCAGAAAUUGGACCUUCAUCGCAAAGCGAACAUUGGACCACCAGCAUCACCCUCGAUUCCAGGCCCAGCGGGUGGUAUUGCUAGUCUUAUCUCGGCCAGUCACAACAUUCUGCCCUACAAUGGUGCCAAUUUUGUCAAUUCAAAAGACGGGAACGAGGCGAGAGGCCGCAGUAUGAGCACUCUAGAGGAGCCCGGGGCAAGCCUUGCCCCUCCCACUCUCGUGAAUCCACCUGCUCCAACAAGUAUGAGCAAGGCUGCAGUGGUUGUGAGCAGUGAAAGAGGUAUUGGUCUAGGACGUCUGGAUAAUACGGGUGGUAUGCCCAGCGGUAUGAUGGCAAACCUCUGGGGAAGUUCUCAUUGGGGUUUCAUCAACAAGCUUGAGCGGGAACAGCCUCGACAGGCCAAUGGAAAUCACGAUAGACCUUCGUCUCCGGCGAGCGAUUCCUCCACAACCCGAACAAUUGCCGCACAAACAGAUCUCCCCACAUUGCCACAAGAUACGCCGUCUGGUCCCCGCCACAGACAGACCGUCAGUCUUGAUGGAGAAGCUGCUACCAAGAUUCAACAAGCCGCACAGAGUGCAGUCAAGCAACAUGUCCAAAGCCAGUACCCUGCGGUGUACCCACAACAGCUCAGGAUUCAAGAUGCUCAAUUCCGGUUGCUUUUCCCUGAUGUCAAAAAAGAGGAAGCUCUAGUCCUGGUUUUCAGGGCCACCUGGAGUCCAAAUGAGCAGCAAGAAUUCCCUGGAAGAGCUUACGUUACAACAAGGAACGUCUAUUUCUACAGCCAUCACUUCGGACUUGUGUUGACCACAAGCGUCGGGCUGGAAAGCAUCAAAGAAGUCACAGCUGCUACUGGAAGAGAUUGCGAUUUCCUUUUCCUUCAUACCAUUCCCCCUCUUGGAAGCGACACGCCCGGCAGGAUCGCAGUUAAGACCUUCCUCGAGCCGCUGAGACUUCUUCAGAAGCGCUUGAACUUUUUGAUUCAAGCAUCUAUUGCGGUGGAGCAACUCAGCCUGGAAGAACUCUUGAAAGAGCUUAUUAAGAUGGACAGUGGAACUUCAAAGAGAACUUCGAGCGCAGAUAGCUGGGAGGAAAUCGAAUCUGAUGCUAAACAGGAACGCAAUCUCGCAUCCAUGGGUAAUGAUUUCCGUGUUCCCAUUUACAUCGACAAGGAUCUCGACCUAGACAGAGGUUUGAACGGACGUGGGCGUGAUAUUCCAAAAUUCAGACUCCCCACCCAGCCAGUGGAAUAUGUCCCCCAAGGAGAUAUUUCCCUGACGAUCGAAAAGACACUUGAUGUCAGCCCCAAAGCCCUUUUCCAUAUUCUCUUUGGAGACAAGAGUGCCGUAUGGCAGCUUUUACUUCACGAGAGACAGGCACGAGACAUCAAGCAAGGCCCCUGGACGAGCAACGAAUCACGACAUCUCAGAAGAGACUUUACAUACAAGAUUGCGACGACAGACAUUUUUGGAAACAUCCACGAUAAUACUAUUUCCGAUUACCAAAUCAUUGAUGUGCUCAAUGAUCAUUUGUGCUAUGUGAUUACAGAUAAGCGCACUCCAUGGCAUCUUCCUUUCCGACGAAACUUCCGGCUAGUCAGCAAAGUUGUCAUCACAUUUGCUGCCAAGUCUAAAAGCAAACUCGCAAUUUAUACCAAGGUAGAGUGGAUUAAAUCCCCCUAUGGUCUAAGAAACAUGAUCGACAAGAGGGCAGGUAACGACCUUGAAGAGGAUGCUUUGGAUUUGAUCGAUCUGGUGAGCGAUCAAGUCCGACGCCUGGGCGCACAUAGCCGCACCAAGAAGGCCAUUACUAUUUUUGGCCAUGUUGGACGUCAAACCAACGUAUCUCAUUUCAACGGCGUUGGAGCCGAUUUGAAAGUAGAGCCACGAAAACCACGAGUUCAGCGUACCUUGCCUCAACUUAUCACUGAGACAACAUUGUCUUUCAUGGAAAGUGCCAUAUCACUGUUUAUGAUGUGGUCUAUCGAUGCCGUUCGCUGGUCAUGGAAGACCGUCAGUGCACACAAAAUCAUUUUGGUUCUGUUGAUCACUAGCGCGCUGAUGAAUGGUUUCUAUUCUUCCCGAGAUACUUGGGAUUGGUGGCAUGAGCGACAUGCAAGAAAUUACAUGGCCAAGCUUGGAGUGCAGCCUGAUAUGGUCAUGAGCAAAGCCAUCUACAUCCGAGACAUCGAUGAGGCGGUCGGAAAUUCAACAAUGUGGGCUCAUACUGGGAAUGCAAGCAAUUGCUUUGGGGCAUUCCAUGAGAAUACACUUCGACAUGCGGAGCUUCCUCUAUCCCUCAGCACCUCGGGGCCUCGAGACGCAGUUGCCAAGAGCGCGACAAAGCGAUUCCAGCAGACUCGCGAACGGCUUGGAGCCUAUCGACACAAUCUCUUGGUGGGCCUGCGUGUAGUAAACAGCAUCGAGAAGGAAGUCAUUCAGACUGAAUGGGAGCGAUGGCUUGGAGAGGAACUUCGACGUUGUCGCCAGGUCGAGAUUCUCCUUCGCGGGGGGAGUGACGAGGGCGAGACAGAUGCGCAAGCCCAACGCAUAUUCGCCGAAAACACCGACAGUGUGAAGCAAUGGUACGAGAGGUACUGCACCAGCUGUCGACAGGAGCAAGAACAAGUUAAAAAGAACGAAAACUUGCUUCUCUGA
Molecule: messenger RNA, 4224 nt
Organism: Penicillium verhagenii
Lineage: Eukaryota; Fungi; Ascomycota; Eurotiomycetes; Eurotiales; Aspergillaceae
Exons: 5
Coding region: 1-4224 (1407 amino acids)
Cellular component (GO): endoplasmic reticulum; cytoplasm; plasma membrane
Molecular function (GO): protein binding
Source: RefSeq, a predicted model, not a curated record